Molecule: messenger RNA, 3458 nt
Organism: Pomacea canaliculata
Lineage: Eukaryota; Metazoa; Mollusca; Gastropoda; Architaenioglossa; Ampullariidae
Exons: 5
Coding region: 463-2100 (545 amino acids)
Source: RefSeq, a predicted model, not a curated record
UCGUCUGCCACUCUCUCCUCCUCUCGCUCCCUCCCCCUCGGACAUGCGCACAUCCACUCCUGCUGCGUGCGCACGAGCGUGGGAUCGCCGUCAGCACGUGCUGCGUGUGAUAAAGGCCAGCUCGCGGUGUGCGUGCGCCGGGGGCCCGCGGUUAUCGCUCCUUUCCCUGUGACGUCAGCUAGCGAGGCGCACGCGCGCGCGCGCGGCACACGACUUUUGAUGGGCGCCGACAGGACUUUGAAAGUUUGGAGCCGCCGGCAGCAUCCGCUGACAGGUAGCCGCUGCAGCGCCGGCCACAGACAAGCUCGUGAUGACCAGCACUACGCACUACGCCACACCACGUUGCCAUGGAGAUGUUUACUAAGUCACCGGCCAGGUACUGAGAGACUAGGGUAGGACGCGCUGUGAAACGGGUGGCUGAGUGGAGAAGGCAGCUCGUCAGGUGGCAGCACUGCUGGCAAGAUGUCCACCACUACGGAGCUGGAGAUGAAUCACUCUGGGAUGACCUUUGCAUCCCCGAGUGACGUCACGGGGCUCAGUGGAGAAGACUACGCCGAGUGUGAUGAUGUCACGUGUGUACUGACCACCCCCGAGCCGCUGGACUUGUCGGUGUGCGAGAGGCUGGCCCCACCGCCUGUCCCCCCCUGGCUACAGGACGCUCCCUCCCGCCUUCACGAGAUGACCAGACACUGCCGCAGCUGGACUUUGUACCAGGAACUGUGCCAGCAAGGGGCAGUGAACUCCACGUGGUUAGACCCCCCUGAGGACCACACAGCAGUUGAUGAAGGACUAGGCCCCGGGCCUCGCGGUGUCCAGUGGGUCAUCCCCGCCCUGGCACUGGUGGUGGUGGUGCUGCUGGUGCUGCUGGCGGCCGUCAUGUACAAGUACUACCGCCACCCCAGCAAACGGGCCAUGUACCGGGUGGCAGGUGGAGGAAGCCCCCUGAAGAGGCCGACAGUGACGGGUGGCUGGGCAGCGGGUGCCUUGGUUGAGGGGGAGACGAGCGACUCGAACCUUUCCGCUCACACUCACGACCCUGACCUGCGCUACACGCGCUCACCCGUGUGUCGUCUGCUGGAGCACACCCAGUACGUGGCCACCCCGACAGAGGCGAGGAUCAGACAGCACCCCGGGGGUCCGCCGGCCUUCACCUGCCCCGCCUAUUUCCUGCCGGCCCUCUCCUGGUUGCGGCUGCCCAUCCUGCAGCACGUGUGGCCCAAAGAGGGCGCUAGUGACGCAGGGGAAGAUACUCUGUAUCACGCCGCCCACUCGGCGCCCACAGCUUCAGGGGAGAUCAUCUACCGGUGGGCGAGUGGCGGCGCCACAGACGAGCCCGAGUACAGCGAGAUAUGGGAGGGGCAGCAGCCGGGGCUGGAGGGCGAGGUGGACACGUGCGGGUGCAAGUGCGCACCGGUGGUGGCCUCCCCUGUCUUUGUCGCCAGCGGCUCGGAUCCUGCGGGUGUCCACCGCGAGCUCUACCAGCCCCUCCCAACAUCCUCCACCUCGCUCCCCCCCGGUGUCUUGCCCCUCCCGCUGCUUCACGAGCAUCACCACCAUCACCACAGUCACCACUCGUGUAGCCAUCAGGGAUGGCGCCACGACAACACGUGCGGCGGCAGCGGGUGUGUGGAGAGCAGCUCCGCGCGCCACCAACUCAGCGAAGGUGACGGCCUUGGAGCCUACGACCUUGACCCGAAGCAGAAGGUGGACUGGGAGGAGUGCCACCCUUCACUUCGUCACUGUGGGCGGGACGGGUGGCUGGCCCAAUACAGACUACCCAGGUCCUGCGGCAGCCGCGCCCCGCCCGUCCGCCAAUGGCUGCAGGAGGGACAACUGCUGGAUGACAUGGCGUCGGACAGCGAGAUGCUUCUGGAACAUUCGUCACUACACGGCCACCCCCUGGCGCCACCACGGACUCCACGCACCGCCAGAGCAGACUGUUCUGUACAGGGGGGUGGCACCUUAGUGGUCAAGUACCCCAACCUGGUGUUCGAGGGCAAUGGUCACGUGACCUCCACUAACAGUCGCCAGGCUGUCCGGGCGGCCCCGGCCCCGCUAGUGUCUCGCUUGUGGGGCUUCCUGGGCUGGAGCAAGCGGUGAGAUGAGGUCACACUCCCAGACAUGGCCUUCAGGUCACAUCAACUUCCGGUCAUUUGAAAACCAGGUGACAUCAUCACCAGGUGUGUUCUUUAAUUAUCAGGUGGCUAAUGAGUGACAGAAAAAUACUGAGAAUUGUGCUUGUGUUAGCGAUGUGUGCGCCAGGAGGCAAAUAUCAGCUGUGAAAGCCCCGGAGACAGCUGCAUAAGCCCAGGAGACAGCUGUGUAAGUUCGGGAGACAGCUGUGUAAGCCCUGGAGACAGCUGUGUAAGCUUACAAUGCCGCAGUUGUAAACGUGCUGAUCAAAUAGGCAGCUUAGGAUAGAAACAAUCGGCAGCUGUUAUGUGAGGACAGAUUUGUCGGUGAGCUGGACGUGUGUCCACGAGAAGACACGGAGUAAAGUACCGCUGAGUGGCGUUGGGGUGGAGAAGCUGCUACGACUACCCAUCGCAAGGACAACGAGUGACGUAGAUAGUAGACAACCGAAACUGAAUUUGUUUCACUGAACCAGUGUUGGGUUCCUAGUAAGCCAUGGUUGCCUCACAGCUGGACAGCUGCAUGGCGUGACAAGACUGAAACUCCGUGGCAGCUGUCAUAAGACAUAACAAGUGUGUGCCAUGACAAACAUUAUCUGACAUGACAACCUGUCGUAAGAGCUUAGAAUGUUUGAUGUGAUGUCGUAAACGUUGCUUGUAGGUUGUCUCUCUCUCUCUCCUCCAAAUGUCGCAGGUGAGAAAAUUCUCCCUGAAAACCACCUGCGGCCCUUGGCGUUCACCGUUAGUGUCCCACCCUUGGUGGAUUUCAGUGACGUACAGCAGUCUGUUGUAAACGAUGACGUCAGCUUUGCGUGGCUUUGACGUCAUCGUGUUCUACGGGAAACUGAGAUCACGUCAUUGGUUGAUAGAAUCGAGGCUGAGGUGAAGGUUGAAGAGCCUGCACAUGCGCAGCUCAGCAUUCUUUGUCGUGACGUGUCUGUGGCGGAGCUGCUGUUGUGUGCUGCACUGGGCUCUUCGAGAUCUCAACGAGAAUGACGUCACUUCCUGCUAUAUGACCUUCGUUUCUUGGUCUGUAGGCUGCUUCCGUCAGACAAUCGGCCUGAGUGAAACAUUUCUUGCUGUUGGUUUGGGCCCCUGGGCAGGGGCACACAGUGUCGGCAUCCUUGUGUGAUGAAGCUGUCGGGGUCAGUAAAGGUCAAGCAGUUCACCUCAGCCACUUCCGUGACGCGCACCUGGUGUCGGAUGUUUUCCUUUGCUCUGGCAUAGUGAUACUUCUUUAUUUAUUUGUGUAACUGAUGUUCUGAUUUUAAUUCAUAUCUAGUGUUCUAGUUCGUUACCAUGACAACAUUAAACACAUUGGGAACA